Messenger RNA from Centropristis striata (black sea bass), 1755 nucleotides. RefSeq names its product G protein-coupled receptor kinase 7a (gene grk7a). The transcript has 4 exons. Bases 1 to 1677 code for a protein of 558 amino acids. Gene Ontology annotation, molecular function: rhodopsin kinase activity; ATP binding. Gene Ontology annotation, biological process: regulation of signal transduction; signal transduction; protein phosphorylation. Gene Ontology annotation, cellular component: cytoplasm. NCBI's taxonomy places the organism in Eukaryota, Metazoa, Chordata, Actinopteri, Perciformes, Serranidae. The record is from RefSeq and is a predicted model, not a curated record.
AUGUGUGACAUGGGGGGACUGGACAACCUGGUGGCCAACACGGCCUACCUAAAAGCCCAGGGUGGUGAUGAAAAGGAGAUGAAGAGGCGUCGUCGCAGCUUGUCUCUCCCCAAGCCUGAGCAAUGUGCUGCAAUACGAUCUGCCGUUGAAAAGGACUAUACAUCGAUUUGUGAAAAGCAGCCUGUUGGCAAAAAGCUUUUCCGUAGCUUCUUGGCGAAUCACCCCGAGUUUAAGCUUGCCGCGGAUUUCCUAGAUGAGCUGUAUGACUGGGAUCUGAGUGAGGGUGCAGCAAAAGAUAAGGCACGAACAAACAUCAUCAACAAGUAUUGCAAGUCUACCUCCAAGAACUUCCUGACCUUUCUUACUGGGGAUCCUGCGGAAAAAUUGAAAGGUGUGACAGAUGCCAACUUUUCCGAUGUGAUGAAAACCAGUGUCCAGGAGGGUGUAAGAGAAUAUCUGAAAGCAAAACCCUUCACAGAUUUCCAGGCCAGCCCUCUCUUUGAUAAAUUCCUCCAGUGGAAAGAGUAUGAGAAACAGCCCAUCAGUGACAAAUACUUCUAUGAGUUCCGAACUCUUGGAAAAGGAGGCUUCGGAGAGGUGUGCGCUGUUCAGGUGAAGAACACAGGCCAGAUGUAUGCCUGCAAGAAGUUGUGUAAAAAGCGACUGAAGAAGAAGGGUGGUGAAAAGAUGGCCCUGUUGGAGAAGAAGAUCUUGGAAAAGGUUAACAGCCUGUUUCUGGUCAACUUGGGUUACGCUUAUGACACCAAGACCCACCUGUGCCUUGUCAUGACCCUGAUGAAUGGAGGAGAUCUCAAGUACCACAUUUACAACAUGGGCUAUGAUGGCAAGGGUGUGGACAAGGGCAUCGAGAUGAAGCGCAUCAUCCACUACACGGCGCAGAUCACCACCGGCAUUCUGCAUCUGCACGAGAUGGAUAUCGUAUAUCGUGACAUGAAGCCGGAGAACGUGUUGCUGGAUAGCCAAGGCCAGUGCCGACUUUCAGAUUUGGGUCUGGCUGUAGAGAUGGUUCCGACGAAGACCACCACCCAGAUGGCUGGUACUGGAGCGUACAUGGCCCCUGAGCUCCUGACCAAAACUCCAUACAGGACAUCAGUAGACUGGUGGGCCCUGGGCUGCAGUAUCUACGAGAUGGUGGCUGGCUACACACCUUUCAAAGGCCCUGAGAGCAAGAAGGAGAAGGUGGAAAAGGAGGAGGUACAGCGCCGCAUUAUCAACGAGGAACCAAAGUGGGAGCACAGGUGCUUUGAUGCCCCCACCAAGGACAUCAUCCAGCAGUUCCUCAAGAAGAAAAUUGAAGAGCGCCUGGGCAUGAAGAACAACAAGGAGGAUCCCAGGAAGCACGAGUGGUUCAAGUCAGUCAACUUCCCCCGUCUGGAGGCGGGGCUCGUGGACCCCCCAUGGGUGCCCAAGCCCAACGUUGUCUACGCCAAAGACACCGACGACAUUGCAGAGUUCUCCGAGAUCAAGGGCAUCGAGUUUGACGCCAAUGACAAUAAAUUCUUCACUGAAUUUAGCACAGGUGCUGUACCCAUUCAGUGGCAGCACGAGAUGAUUGACAGCGGACUGUUUGACGAGCUGAACGAUCCCAACAGGAAAGAGGGUGGUGGAGGAGAUGACGACGGGGAGAAAAAGUCCGGCACGUGUAUUAUGCUGUGAGAAGCCGCACGUUUGAUACCAUAUACCCAUAAUAAUAUUCAAUCAUUUGUUUGUUUUCUCAGUCAGUUGCACACCGAC